AUGCAGCAAGACCCACACUCCCCCUUCCGGCUGCCCAACGCCGGCGAAUUCACACCCGAGAUCUCUCCCCUCGACGAAUUCAUCAACCGCGGCCGCCUCCUCUCCAAGCAGCUUGGCGUCACCUCCCGCACCGGCUCACCAACCCUCACACCCCUCACCGUCCACGCCUCUCUCCGCCGCACCGGCCGCUCCCCAUCACCGCUCUCCCGCUCCCGCACCGUCGGCCGCGACUCCAUCGGCGGGCCCAUCACGGGCUACCUCAACGUCGCGCCGUGGGCCCCCGGCAGCGGCGGCCCCCAGCAACAGCCGCAACAGCCGCAGCAGCAGCAGCAGGAGGACCGCCCGGGCAGCUCGUAUCCGCGCUUCAGCACGAUCAGUAGUGCCAGCACGGAGGCGGGGGAGGAGGAGGACUACGACGAGGAUGCGAAUAGGGACUCGCUGAGGGAUAGUAACUUUACGCUGAUGGGCGGAUUCCUGAAUGCGGACCGCAACCCGCCGAAUUUGGGCAGCGUGGUGGGGAAGAGGGGGAUCGAGUUUGACCAGGUGGGCAGGGUGUCGUUGAAGCCUGUGAUUGUGGGUGAGGAUGCGGCAGGUGUGGAGGACGAUGAGCAGCAGGAGGAUGUGGAGGUGUCGCCGCGGAGCGGGAAGGUGCUGCCAGUGCAACAACAGCAGAGCCAGCACCAACACCAACACCACCAACAGCACCAACAGCAGCAGCAGAGCGGCUAUGCGGCCUACCGCGCCGGAAGUGAGAGGGGCAGGGAAUGGGGUAGGGACGGGGAGCCACAGCAGGCAGCCAGGAGGCAGCCGCCGGUACGGCAGGCGUCCGACACGGGCGACUACAGGCCAAACCAUCUGCAGCAGCCGCACCACACACACCCCCACCCGGCACGACAGGACUCGGUCGGUGCAGCAUACCCGCCGCGCCAGGACAGCACGCACAAGUACCGCCCCUACAGGCAGGACUCGAGCUCCUCCGGUGCGACAUCGAUGGGCGGGCUAUCCCGGCAGGGCUCCGCCGAGAGCGAGGUGUUCCCGCCACCGCAGCCGCGACAAGGCUCCAUUGCACCGCUGUCGAGGCAGGGCAGUGCGGAGAAUGAGAUGUUCCCGGGGAGGCAGGGGAGUAAUGCGGAUAGGCUGCACCCACACAGGAAUGACUCGAGGGGGGCAGAGGGUAGGAUAUACCCCCGCAGCCCGAACAGGCAGGGGAGCGGCCAGCAGGACGGCGGCGUCAAGUAUAUGCCGUAUCGUGCGGGGCCGCCGCCACCGCUGUUGGGGCUGGAUAGGGAUGAUAGGAGACCGUCGCUGGGACAGGCGGGGAGGAGGCCGUCGAGACAGGAUUCUCACGAGGGUGAUAGGGGCCGCAUGAUGAACCGGGGCUUGCACAGCGAGCCUCUGUACCACCCGGGCCCGCAGAGAUCGCCCACGCACUCACCCGCACCUAUGAUCCUGCCCAUGAUGGCGGGAAUGCGCGCCGAGAGCCCAGAGGGCAUGGUGGCGGAGACAUGCGGGCACGAUGACUUCCAGUUUGGGCCUCCUACUCCAUCAUACCAGUUUGAGGGACCCCCACGGCCGGGUUCGGCAGCAUCGAUGACCCCUAGUUUGUAUUCUAUUGGGGGGACACCAAAGCCUGUGUUUAACUUUUCGAGGCCACUGAGUAACAGGCCUAGUAUGGAUACUAUGCGCCCUACUCUUGAGAUCCCGGCGAAGUUGACGCCGGAGCAGAGUCCCGUGUUCCCGGAUGAGUAUUCUAUUCCGACACCUGUGUCGCUGAGUGAGGACCACACGGACCAUGAGGGCGCACCGACGGUUGUGUACUCGCGUUUCGCACUCCCGCGCGGUAGAAUGGUGGACAGGAACUCUGUUAUAUUUACUGAGCCCCAGGCUGCGACUCUCUCUUCUCCCUCAGACACAAUACCACCAGCACCACCAGCAGCAGCAGCGAUAUCAGCACCACCACCAGCAAUCCAGCAGCCAAGACCACAGCGCCCUACACUAUCACGCACACAGACCGAUACACCCUCAUCAUCAACAGAUAGACUCGCACCGGACUCCUCGUCGACCCCAAUGUCACACCUCCAGCCUUCUCCUGCCCGCGACCGCGCCGCAACAUAUAACAGCCGCUCGCCCACCGCUUCGCCAAGACUCCAGCUCCUCUCGCCCGGCCCACGACCAAACACCGCCGGCGGCGUCUCGCCGCGCACACCCCGCUCACCAGCAUUCAACAUCCCGCCUGCCGGGCCCACCGCCGCAGCACUCAGCCCCGAGGACCACGUCACCAAGGGCAUCGCGCUGCACGAGAGCGGCUCGCUCUCAGAAUCCACCUACCAUCUGCGCCUUGCAGCUAACGGGGGGCAUCCAACGGGCAUGCUGCUGUAUGCGCUGGCGUGCAGGCACGGGUGGGGCAUGAAGGAGAACCCGAAGGAGGGGGUCAUGUGGCUGAAGAAGGUGACGGAGCUGGCGUCGAGCGAGGUGGCCGACGACGAGAUGGCGGGCGAGAAGGCGGAUCUGUUUGAGAAGAAGGGAAGGAGGGCGCAGUUUGCGCUCAGUAUUUAUGAGUUGGGGGUGAGCCAUAUGAAUGGUUGGGGGACGGAGAUGGAUAAGGGGUUGGCGGUGAGGUGCUUUGAGAUUGCUGGGCGAUGGGGUGAUCCAGACGCGCUCGCUGAGACGGGCUUCUGUUACGCCAACGGUGUCGGCUGUAAGAAAGACAUGAAGAAGUCGGCAAAGUUCUACAGAAUGGCCGAGGCGAAGGGCAUGAACAUGCCCGGCAACUCGUGGAUCUGGAAGGACAAGUACCUCGACGACGAGGACAGGGCCGCAAAGAAGAGCAAGGCCGAAGAGAAGAAGGCGAAGAAAUAA
Messenger RNA from Morchella importuna, 2859 nucleotides. RefSeq lists its product as uncharacterized. The transcript is spliced from 2 exons. Bases 1 to 2859 code for a protein of 952 amino acids. NCBI's taxonomy places the organism in Eukaryota, Fungi, Ascomycota, Pezizomycetes, Pezizales, Morchellaceae. Gene Ontology annotation, molecular function: protein binding. The record is from RefSeq and is a predicted model, not a curated record.